UCUCAACACAAAGGAAACUCUCACUGACUUGACAUGUUCUGGUUUUGAAUUCAGGCUGCAAGGGGUCAUUGCUCGAAAAUGAGUCUCUCUGGGGAGAGAGAGGAGGGCGGCCAUGCCUCUAAAAUGAGUCUCUCUGGGGAGAGAGAGGAGGGGGGCCAUGCCUCUAAAAUGAGUCUCUCUGCGGAACAUGACACCAACGUUAAGAGGAUCCAUUUUGAGAUGACAGAGCAGAAAACACUAUAUGGAGAAGAUUGAAAAAUAAAACCAAUCCAGCAGGAGAGACCAGCCUCCCUGUUCCCAGCUGUGUGUCCAUGAAGAGUGACUGGUCUAUGAAUCAACCUCUAAACUUUAGAGAGGGAGACUUUUCUACUGAACAAAGACCAAUCAAGCAGGAGAGACCAGCCUCCCCUGUUCCCAGCUGUUUGUCCAUGAAGAGUGACUGGUCUAUGAAUCCUCCUCUAAACUUUAGAGAGGGAGACUUUUCUACUGAACAAAGAAACCAACAGGAGAGAUCAGAGUCAGAGAUUCUCAGUGGUCAGUCUUCCCAGAGUCAUCAAACAGACCUGGCCUCCAUAUUCAGUUUGCUUGAAGAGAAAAUGAUGACAUUUAUGAAGAACGAGCUGAGGAUGUUCAAGAGGAUUCUUAGUCCAGAACUCCCAGAAGGCUUUGAGAGUCAGAAGCAGGAUAAGGAAGUGGUGGAUGCUGAAGAUGAGAAGCAGGAGAGCAGUGCCAGAGAGGGGGCUCUGAAGAUCACACUGCACAUCCUGAGGAAAAUGAACCAGAAGGAGCUUGCUGACACACUGGAGAAAUAUUCAGAUGAGCUUGCUGUGAUUUGCCAACGUGAACUCAAAUCUAAUCUAAAGAAGAAGUUUCAAUGUGUAUUUGAGGGGAUCGCUAAACAAGGAAACCCAACACUUCUCAACAAGAUCUACACAGAGCUCUACAUCACAGAGGGUGGAACAGGAGAGGUCAAUAAUGAACAUGAGCUGAGACAGAUUGAGACAACAACCAGGAAACAAGCAAGACCAGAGACUGCAAUCAAAUGUAACGACAUCUUCAAACCCUUAACUGGACAAGACAAACCUAUCAGAACUGUGCUGACAAAGGGAGUCGCUGGCAUUGGAAAAACAGUCUCUGUGCAGAAGUUCAUUCUGGACUGGGCUGAAGGAAAAGCAAAUCAGGAUGUCCAAUUUGUAUUUUCAUUCCCUUUUCGGGAGCUGAAUUUGAUGAAAGGUGAAAAUCUCACUUUCAUUGAACUUCUCAAUCACUUCUCAAUGGAAACCAAACAAUCAAGAAUCUCCAACUACGACAAGUACAAAGUUCUGUUCAUCUUUGAUGGUCUGGAUGAGUGCCGACUGCCCCUAGACUUCCAGAAGAACAAGAUCUGUUGGGACGUCACAGAGUCAACCUCAGUGGAUGUUCUGCUGACAAAUCUCAUCAAGGGAAAUCUGCUUCCCUCUGCUCUCCUCUGGAUAACUACCCGACCUGCAGCAGCCAAUAAGAUCCCUUCAGGGUGUGUUGACCAGGUGACAGAGGUACGAGGGUUCAAUGACCCACAGAAGGAGGAGUACUUCAGGAAGAGAUUCAGUGAUGAGGACCUGGCCAGCAGAAUCAUCUCACACAUAAAGACAUCAAGGAGCCUCCACAUCAUGUGCCACAUUCCAGUCUUCUGUUGGAUUUCUGCAACAGUCCUUGAACACAUGCUGGAACAUAAGAGAGAAGAGAUUCCCAAGACUCUGACUGAGAUGUACACACACCUUGUGGAGUUUCAUACCAAACAGAAGAAUGAAAAGUAUCUUGGGAAAGAAGAGACAGGUCCACACUGGAAUAAAGAGAGCAUUCUGUCACUGGGAAAACUGGCUUUUCAACAGCUUGUGAAGGGCAAUCUGAUUUUCUAUGAAGAAGACCUGAAAGAGUCUGGCAUUGAUGUCAAUGAAGCCUCAGUGUACUCAGGAUUGUGCACACAGCUCUUUAAAGAGGAAUGUGGGCUGUACCAGGACAAGGUGUACUGCUUUGUUCAUCUGAGCAUUCAGGAGUUUCUGGCUGCUGUAUAUGUGUUCCUCUCAUUCAUCAACAACAAUGAGAAUCUAAUGGACAAACUGCAAACAAACAACAAGUCUGAAGUUACUGUCUACAAGAGUGCUGUGGAUAAAGCCUUACAAAGUGAGACGGGAAACCUGGACCUUUUCCUCCGCUUCCUUCUGGGCCUCUCACUGGAGUCCAAUCAGAAGCACUUACGAGGUCUACUGACAAAGACAAGAAGCAGCUCACAGAGCCAUGAAGAAACAGUCAAGUACAUCAAGGAGAAGAUCAGGGACAAUCCCUCUCCAGAGAGGAGCAUCAAUCUGUUCCACUGUCUGAAUGAACUGAAUGACCAUUCUCUAGUGGAGGAGAUCCAAAGAUACCUGAGAUCAGGAAGUCUCUCAAAACCCAACCUGUCACCUGCACAGUGGUCAGCUCUGGUCUUUGUGUUGCUGACUUCAGAAAAGGAGCUGGAUGUGUUUGACCUGAAGAAAUACUCAAGAUCAGAGGAAGGUCUUCUGAGGCUGCUGCCAGUGGUCAAAGCCUCCAGAGCUGUUCUGCUGUCAGGCUGUGGAGUCACAGAGGAAGGCUGUGCUUCUCUGGUCUCAGCUCUGGAGUCAAACCCCUCACACCUGAGAGAGCUGGACCUGAGUAACAAUGACCUGAAGGAUUCAAGAGUGAAGCUGCUCUCUGCUGGACUGGGGAAUCCCCACUGUAAACUGGAGACUCUGAGGCUGUCAGGCUGUCUAGUCACAGAGGAAGGCUGUGCUUCUCUGGUCUCAGCUCUGGAGUCAAACCCCUCACACCUGAGAGAGCUGGACCUGAGUAACAAUGACCUGAAGGAUUCAGGAGUGAAGCUGCUCUCUGCUGGACUGGAGAAUCCCCACUGUAAACUGGAGACUCUGAGGCUGUCAGGCUGUCUAGUUACAGAGGAAGACUGUGCUUCUCUGGUCUCAGCUCUUAAGUCAAUCCCCUCACACCUGAGAGAGCUGGAUCUGAGUAACAACGACCUGAAGGAUUCAGGAGUGAAGCUGCUCUCUGCUGGACUGGGGAAUCCCCACUGUAAACUGGAGACUCUGAGUGUGGAACAUGGUGGAGAGAACACAAUGAAACCUGGACUUAGAAAAUAUGUCUGUGAUCUCACACUGGACCCAAACACAGUAAACAGACUCCUCUCUCUGUCUGAGGAGAACAGAAAGGUGACAAGGAGGACAGAGGAGCAGCCGUAUCCUGAUCACCCAGAGAGAUUUGAGGACUGUGGACAGGUGCUGUGUAGAGAGGGUCUGACUGGGCGCUGUUACUGGGAGGUAGAGUGGAGUGGGAGAAGGGAGGCAGCGUGGAGUGGGAGGGGGGCUGAUAUAGGAGUGACAUAUAAAGGAAUCAACAGGAGAGGAUGGGGUGAUGACUGUUGUCUUGGACACAAUGACAAGUCCUGGAGUCUGUCGUGCUCUGACAACAGUUACAUUGCCUGGCACAAUAGUAAUCCCACUACUAUAGUCCCCUCCUCCAGCUCCCACAGAGUAGGAGUGUAUCUGGACUGGCCAGCCGGCACUCUGUCCUUCUAUAGAGCCUCCUCUGACACACUGACCCACCUGAUCACAUUCACCUCCACAUUCACUGAGCCCCUCUAUCCAGGGUUUUGGGUUGAUUACAACUCCUCAGUGUCCUUGUAAAUAAUAACCUGACACACACACACACUGAAACACACAAACACUGGACACACACACACAAUAGAAUUACACACACUGGACACACACACACACACACACUGGACACACACACUGAACACACACAUUGGACACACACACGCAAACACACACACACACACACACACACUGGACGCACACAGUGGACACACACACACACUGGACAAACACACACACACACACUGGACAAACACACACACACACACACACACACA
Oncorhynchus masou masou (cherry salmon) is the source of this 3943-nucleotide messenger RNA. RefSeq names its product NLR family CARD domain-containing protein 3-like. The record is from RefSeq and is a predicted model, not a curated record. Gene Ontology annotation, biological process: intracellular signal transduction. NCBI's taxonomy places the organism in Eukaryota, Metazoa, Chordata, Actinopteri, Salmoniformes, Salmonidae. The coding region runs from base 312 to 3695 and encodes 1127 amino acids. Gene Ontology annotation, molecular function: protein binding. The transcript is spliced from 13 exons.